Messenger RNA from Bemisia tabaci, 5615 nucleotides. RefSeq lists its product as uncharacterized. Gene Ontology annotation, cellular component: cytoskeleton. NCBI's taxonomy places the organism in Eukaryota, Metazoa, Arthropoda, Insecta, Hemiptera, Aleyrodidae. The record is from RefSeq and is a predicted model, not a curated record. Gene Ontology annotation, molecular function: protein binding.
CGGCGCCCAGUUCAGUGACGAUCCCGAUCUCAGCGCGGCACCGCGUCGCCUCGCGCUCCGUUCCCGAAGUGAAGUGAGCCCCUCACGUGAUCCCCGAAACCCCCCCGCGGGGCGCCCCUCGAGCCCCGAUCCCCCGCGAGUGCGUUCGGCUGUCAGGUGCUCCACGCGAGUAUCUCACCUAACCACCUGUGACUUGGAUCCUUGUUUUCCGGGGGUAGUGUGUGCUUUUGGACCCCGUUUCCGUCGGAUUCCGUUCCCGUGCUCCGUAACUUGUGAACUCGAGUGCGAAUAAUAAUCUCGGUGUGUCGGGAAAGCGGAAGUAAGUGCCGGGAGCGAAUCUAAGUGGAAGUCGAACGACGUUGACGUCGCGUCUGGACCCGGGAAGCCCCGUUUUCGUGUGCCGUUACGUGCUGUGUUCGGGGUCGGACGUCGGACGUCGGCCGUCGGACGUCGGACGUGGACGUCUCCGUUGGGCCGGUGCCGGUGCGUGUAAAUUGAUUAGCAUGCGUUGAGGUUGUAUGGCGGCGCGCUCAUGUUGCUGCAAGCCGGUUGGAACAGCAGCGGCGGUGGCGGUGGCGGCGGCGGCGGACCCUCGGCCGGCGACGACGAGAAGAAGCGCGAGGAGCACGAGCAUCUCGAGGAGAUCCAAAAUAAACUCAACCCAGGCUGGAGCGUCCACGUGACACACGACAACCGCCUCUACUACUGCAACCAUGUAACGCAGACGUCCUCCUGGGUCCCGCCUGCAGAAGCCUGGCUUCGCGACAUCAGCGGAGGCCUUCCUUACGGCUGGGAGCAGGCCGUAGACGCCGAUGGCAGGCCCUACUACAUCAAUCAUAUCAACAAAACGACAACUUAUGAGGACCCACGCCCUGGCUACAGAGAUGAGCCGGCAAAACCCCGCACGGUUCAUCUCACCAGAGACGCUGAGAUGGGCUUCGGAUUCGUCGCCGGUAGUGAGAAACCCGUCAUCGUCCGAUUCGUGACAGAGGGUGGUCCGAGCGAGGGGAAGUUGGAGCCCGGUGACCAGAUACUCAAGAUCAACGAUGAGGACGUGUUCUCAGCACCCCGCGAUCACGUCAUACAGCUCGUGCGUGCCUGCGCAUCCACGGUCUGUUUGGUCGUGUGCCAACCGCUUUAUGAUAGUACGGCGAGAAAAUCGGCGCUUCUUAGUUCAGCGAAGAAAGCCAAGCUGAAAACGAAUCCCUCCCGAGUGCGAUUUGCAGAAGGAAUAGUAAUUAAUGGGUCCCCUCUUUUUCCUACGUCAACAUUCAUUAGUGAUUCAAAUGUGCCGUUGAUGCCAAAUGUCUUAAAAGUGUUUUUGGAAAACGGCCAGACUAAGUCUUUCAAGUAUGAUGCAAAUACAACAGUUCAAGAUGUGAUCACCUCUCUGCAAAGUAAAUUAUGUCUACGUGCAAUAGAACAUUUUUCCUUGGUUCUGGAACAAGUCAAAAGUCUUCGUAGGAAUAAAUUAACGUUGCUCAAUCCUGAUCACACAUUAGCCAGAAUUGCUUCCAGACCCGGUUCUCACAAUUUGCGUUGUUUGUUCCGAGUUGCUUUUGUUCCUAGAGAUCCUUGUGAAUUAGCUCAACAAGAUUUAGCUGCCUUUGAGUAUUUAUAUAUGCAGUGUUGUAAUGAUGUGGUUCAAGAGAGGUAUGCUCCUGAAUUGAAGUACGAUAUUGCUCUACGUUUGGCUGCACUACAUAUUCAUCAGCAUGCAGUCUCUAAUAACAUUCCUGCCAGCAAAGUUACCGUAAAAGCAAUAGAACGAGAAUUCGGCUUAGAAAAAUUUGUGCCUAUGUCUUUAAUGGAAUCAAUGAAAAGGAAGGAGCUGCGGAAACUCCUUACUCAUUUACUUAAGCUCAAUCAGACAAUGACCGGUUCCGCUAACAAAAGCUUAACGAGUCUUCAAGCAAAACUUUACUACCUCACCAUCAUCACAGAACUUCCUAGUUACGGAGCCAAAUGCUUCUCCACAAAUAUCAGGGAUUGUAAUGCAGAAACUGUCAUAUUAGUUAGUCCAAAAUUGGGUAUCAGUCAAAUUAAUGGUCUCAGAAAUAGUAUGCCUGUGCCACUAGCAGAUGUAGAGCAAUUAAAUCUAGUUCGUGUUAGGAGAGAUGAUCAAAUAUCAAGCACUCUAACACUUUACCUUCCAACUGCCCUUCAAAAGGAGGUAACAUUUAGCAUGGAAGAUAGAGAUGCAGAAGAAUUAGUUCUAGUGCUUCAAGGUUACUACCGGCUCCUAACAGACAAAGAGCUACCCAUUGAGCAAGAGAAGGAAACUUGGUCGCACGAUAUAGCUCCACUUUAUCACUCACAACAUGCUGUUAGACCAGCCAGGUGGAGUUACGCCACUGGAAGUGAUUCUGAGGAUGAGAGACUGACAAGCUUUGCCAUUAAUCCCCCUUACGCUCCGAACAAACAAUCCGGUAAUAAUGUGAGUAAAGUUGGGACAAUUAUUAGGAAAGACUCAAAAACAAACACAGACAAAUUAGAUCGCAAUAUGAAUAAUAUGUCUCAGAAAAUAGAGGAUAGAAAUGGAUUGUGUGAUAAAGAUUUUAAAGUUAAUCCUGUAAAUAAAACCGGUAUCGACCUUCAAAGUGUAGUAUCAAUGGAAAUUUUAGAAAGUGAGAAUGCGUUUGAAACCAAAAAUGAAGAGGUAUUAAAAAGAGUCGCUGAGAUGCAAGCCUUAGUAGAGAACUCAGAGCAAUAUUUAACAAAGCAUCAAAGGGAAUCGAGUGAUAGUGACACAUCUCAUGUCUCCUCUGGACAAGACUCUGAUACAGCUCCCGCACCAGGACAGUUGAAGCACAGCGAUUCACUUCUACUUCUUACUCAGGGUCAUAAACAAGCAACGGAGGAUCUUGCAGCUGCAGUCCAAGCUUUAGAUUUAACGGAAACGGAAAGCGAUACAGACUCUAUCUGCACGCCAUCGGAGAGUCCCUACAAGAAUCGAGAAUCAACAAGCAGUUUUGGUUUGCACAGUCCGGACAAUUUGAUACCCCGAGUCGGUCAAGACACUCUACAAGAACUUUGGAAACGGCUCAAAGCAGAGAACUCGGACCUUACUUGUGAUAGUAUUUACCUGGACCCUGAUAUUAUCGAUUUAACAUUUAUUCCGCCUCCGAUAUUAUCUGCAGAGGAAAGUGUCAUAUCGGAGGCCAGUUUCCCACCCAGAUCAUUUGCAGAUCAUGCAAAUUUCCCCGAUUAUCAAGAUAAAAUUGUAGAUACUUUAAUGUCAAAAGACGCAGAGACUAGAGCUCAACUGCUGAACUUAGAUUUGGAUUCAUUUUUAGCUACAAUGAUAGUGCCUCCUCCUGAGAAAAAGACUGCUCCAACCUCUGCCUUGACUGCCGAACAGCUGUCUCAGUACAUCAUACCGCCACCUCCUCCUGUCAAUAACGCUGAAAACUCGAAUGAGCGAGUACAACCUCAUAAUUAUCCUGACUUUACUUAUCAAAAUGGAAGUAUUGUUUCAUCCAGCAUUGAAAAUAGACAGCCAGAAAAGUACUACGUUUCAAACUCAGGUUCUCCAGUCAGACAGCGGAAAACGGUCGUUUUAGUGAAACCUCAAGAAAAUGGCUACGGUGGAACUUUGCCCCGAUGUUCAACUUUUGCCCCGCCACCAGAGAUCAGAGUGAAUCCUCUGUCUGCUACACUUGAUAGAAAGACUAAUAGUAGUAGUUUGUCCUGCUGUAGUAGGCCAAGGCAAGGAAGUCCUGAGAUGCCCCCCCAGUUACCCCCUCGAACUGAAACGCUUAGCAGAAAGCCACCUUUACCUCCAGUGACCUCUCAGGAAGUGUUAGUGCGUAAUGGCUACAGUUCCUUGAGUAAAAACGCUGCAACUGCUGUAACAGACCUGCUAGAAACCUUAAGUCAGGUUGCUGCCCAGUGCAAUGCUGCCCAAGCAGCUGGAGGUGGAACAAAUAUUGAUGAAAUGCGAUUUCAGGAGGCCAAAGAUUAUUUGACCGUUGAAUCUCGGCAGUUAGUCACAUCAUCCAAAGUUCUAGUUCGAAGUUGUACUUUACCCAAAUCACCUGAGUUUCCUGCAAAUUUGGCCCAGUGUAUAGCCCAUUUAAAGAAGAUAACUGACCUAUGCGUUAGGAUGUCUGUGCAUACUGCUGCACCUUUGCAAACACGUAAUUUAGUUUUGAAAGUUCAUGACGUUUUAUCAGUGUUCCGAGAUUUACUGACUAUAACAGACAUCCAUAACGAUGAAGUCCUCACCAAACGCGCUGAAAGCUUAGCAGGAGUGCUGGCAACUCUGUUAAGAAGCUUACGCGUUUUCUCACCAUAACUUUUACCUUUUGACUACUCAUUUAACGUUCAUAUUUGUCACCGUUUUUCUCUUAUGAAUUUUUUUUACGACUCAUAAUUAGGUUCCAAUUUUAAUUUAUUUGUUUAUGUACAUUUGUUUUUGACUUUAUUUGAAAGUUUUGUAUGAAUAUUCAGUAUAUAAAAAUUGUAAAAAGAAAUAUGAAAUAGUGAGUAAGCUGAUUUAUAGCUCUUUUUCUGCUCUCCAAGAGAAGACAAAAAAUCUGAUAAUUUUUUAAAAAAUUAAAAGAGUGUAUGUGAUAGUAAUUUAUUUUGUUGUUAACUGUUUUUUGUUUGGUUAUUUAUUUCUUUUUUUAAAAAAAUUAUUUUCUCUUAGUUUUAUUCAUUAAUUUUUUAUGUCUGAGUUACUCUGCACAGGUUAACAGUAAAAGUUUGUUAAUCGUUGAAAAAUAUUGUGCCCAAUUAUUAGCAAUUUUGCCUUUGAGAAACAGUAGAUUGUUAAAAUUUUUAGUAGGAAUGUCUUUUUAUUGCCCCUCAUAAAAAAUUGGUCUACGUCUCUCAUUGGUUUGUUAUUGAGUCUCUAAGAAAUUUCUAAUCAGCUUCCAAAAAAUUGCUGGUCAUAAAACAAGAGGUUCCCUUCUGUUUCAUUCAAAUAAGCCUCUUUUAACUUGUUUAUAAUUCAUUUCAGCAAGUGAGGACACCUUUUUUAUCUUCAAUAUCCUCCUUCUUCUUUUAUCUCCGAUAAUUUUACAUGUAAUUAAAAUAUUGUACUUGCUUUAUCUUCAGCUGAGUUCAUGCGGGCACUUAGCGAUUCUCUUUGAGAGUUUUGAAAGUUCAAAAUUAAAAAUUGGUUCAAAUUAAGUUUGGCAAAUAGAUUGGGAUAAAAGCCAAAAGAAGUAGCAAAAAGGCAGAGGAAGAUGAAAUCAGUUUCUGUUGUUUCAUGACAGCAACUGGAGUCUAAUAAUUUUGCCAGCAAAACCGUUGUUUCUCUUAUUUUCUUUAUUUGACUGAACUGAAACUCUAGUGUAGUUUAGAUUAUGUACUACAGCCUCUAAACGGAUAUUUACAAAAACCACAGAGUUUCAUAUUAGGUGUGAGGAUUGUAGAUAAAAAAGUCUCAUUUCUGCUAAAUUACUUUAAAGAAGGAAAAUUGUGCACCCUUUUCUGCGCUGACCGUGAAGAUAAAUUUAUGCAGAUUUCAAUUUGUUAAACUGAUUUGUUUUAGUUGAAAUUUUUUUUUCUUCUCAGCUUUUGUUUUAAUUAACUUGCUCUAUUAUUUUGUAAAUCUACAAACAACAGAAGAACUUUGAGAAUUUAAAUAAACCAAUUUUCAAAAUAUG